UCUAACGCUAAGUGAAGCCUUGUCAAAAAGCACCAAAAAGUAAAUUUUAAUUAAAACAGAAUAUUAGUAAAUACUGUUACUGUACAGGCAAAAAAGUGAUAUAGUUAAUCUAAAAGAUAAGUUUUGUGUGAUUCAAGGCUGUAACUGCUUCAAAGAUCUUCGCAAAAGAUGUUUGACGAUAGACGAGGGGGUCGUGGCGGACGUGGGGGUGGCCCGAGAGGGCGCGGUGGCGGUCGCGGAGGUAUGGGUUCCAGAGGAGAUCGAUCUGAAGACAGAUCUGGAGGCAGCCGGUUUGGUGGCCGAGGCCGAGACUCCAGCCGAGGCGGACGUGGAGGAAGCCGAGGCGGACGCGACAGUCGAGACGGUCGAGACGACUUCCGAGGAAAGUUCAAAAAUGAUCAACCCGGUGGCGCCCUGCGCAAAAUUCGCUGGGAAGGCGUUACACUUACUCCAUUCCAAAAGAACUUUUAUGUGCCCCACCCUAACGUUCAGAUGCGACCGAUGUCCGAGGUCGAAGCUUAUCGUAGCCAACACCAGAUCACCGUCAACGGGCGCGACGUUCCAGCUCCGAGCAUUUAUUUCGAGGAGGGUGGUUUUCCCGAUUAUGCUAUGAAGGAAAUUCUUAAACAAGGCUUUCCAAACCCGACUCCCAUCCAAGCUCAGGGUUGGCCGAUAGCUUUAUCUGGACGGGACAUGGUUGGAAUAGCUCAGACCGGGUCAGGGAAGACCUUGGCAUACAUAUUGCCAGCGAUUGUUCAUAUCAUAAACCAGCCGAGACUUUUGAGAGAUGAAGGCCCAAUUGUCCUUGUCUUAGCGCCAACACGAGAACUUGCGCAGCAAAUUCAGCAGGUGGCAACCGACUUUGGUCAGAAUGUGGCAGUUCGUAACACAUGCAUCUUUGGUGGAGCACCGAAAGGCCCUCAGGGUAGGACCCUGGAGAGAGGGGUGGAGAUAGUCAUUGCAACACCUGGAAGACUUAUUGACUUCUUGGAGAAAGAUACUACAAAUCUUCGCCGAUGCACAUACUUAGUCCUGGACGAGGCAGACCGGAUGUUGGACAUGGGUUUCGAGCCACAGAUCAGAAAGAUCAUCGAGCAGAUCAGACCCGACAGACAAGUUCUCAUGUGGUCAGCGACCUGGCCGAAAGAGGUACAGAACCUUGCGGAGGAGUUUCUCCACGACUACAUCCAGAUCAACAUCGGUUCACUCUCCCUGUCUGCCAAUCACAAUAUCCUGCAAAUCGUUGAUGUGUGUGAAGAAUGGGAGAAGAACGACAAACUGAUCACACUGCUGACAGAAAUAUCAUCGGAGGAGGAAACCAAGACAAUUAUUUUCGCAGAGACCAAGAGAAAGGUGGAUGAAAUAACAAAGAGCAUAAACCGUGCGGGCUGGCGCGCGCUCGCCAUUCACGGCGACAAAAACCAGCAGGACCGCGACUACGUGCUGCAGCAGUUCCGCAACUCCAGAGCCGGCGUGCUCGUCGCCACCGACGUCGCGGCGCGCGGGCUCGACGUGGAGGACGUGAAGUUUGUGAUAAACUACGACUAUCCGAACAACUCUGAAGACUACGUGCAUCGCAUCGGUCGUACGGGCCGGUCGCAGAACACCGGCACGGCGUAUACGCUGUUCACGCCUAACAACUCUGCCAAGGCGAAGGACCUGAUGUCCGUGUUGCAGGAAGCCAACCAAGUCGUAAACCCUAAGCUAUUGGAGUUGGCGCAAUGUGGCAUGGGAUUCAAAGGAAAGUAUGGUCGCGGGCGAUUCCGUGAUCGCGAUGACGACGGCGGUCGCGGGGGGAGGGGGCGUGGCCGCGGACGCGGGGGCAGUUCAAGAUGGGACAACUCGUCCAACGGCGACAGCGGCGGCUUCGGUCAAGGCUACCGACAGGACUACAACAGUCGGCCGAACUAUCGCGAAGGGGGCUUCAACAGGGACAGAGAGGGGGGAGGCAGCUUCCGAGGCCGAGGUGGCAGUAGAGGCGCCUCGCGCGGCAGUCGAGGCGGACAGGGAUUCAGCCAGGGCUCAUCCAGCUACGGCCAAGGCCAGGGGUACAGCCAGCCCGCCACCCCGGCGUUCACCCCCGCCCCCAGUAGCUACUACAAUAUGUAUUCCCAACCGCCCCCACAAUAAAAAGUAAACAAAAUUAACUAAAUAAAUAAAUAAAUGAAACAACUCGUAUGUAAGUAAUUUUAACUACCCGUUUGCGGUUUAAAAUGUCAAGAGUUUUUUUUUGUCUCUAUUAAAUAUAUUACGACUAAAAAGUUUUAUUCUUUUACUACUUAAUUUUUCAAUGAUUAACACGCUAAGGCCGUCUCUCAACAAGAGGUUAAAAGACGCGUUUAACUAAGUGACGCAAUUUUUUUUAAAUGUCAAAUUUAUGAUAUCAGUUUAUGGUAAACCCUCAACUUUAUGAAAAGUAAUUUGUUGUUCAAAAGCUUUCCUUUAUCUAUCUUUGUUGCCACCCAUUAAUUAACAACCCAAAAUGAUUAUGUUAUUUUGCGUUGUUUUCAGACAUACAUAUAUUAUAUUGGAUAGAAGCAGGCGUUACUUUGCGGAAAUCCUUGAUAUAUUGUGAAAAUAAAGCUUUAUUUGCUCUACUCCGUGAGAAG
This is a messenger RNA of Pararge aegeria (speckled wood butterfly), 2609 nucleotides long. Its product is annotated as ATP-dependent RNA helicase dbp2-like. Lineage: Eukaryota; Metazoa; Arthropoda; Insecta; Lepidoptera; Nymphalidae. The record is from RefSeq and is a predicted model, not a curated record. The coding region runs from base 169 to 2130 and encodes 653 amino acids. Gene Ontology annotation, cellular component: cytoplasm; ribonucleoprotein complex; nucleus. Gene Ontology annotation, molecular function: RNA binding; ATP binding; RNA helicase activity. The transcript is spliced from 10 exons.